Molecule: messenger RNA, 1923 nt
Organism: Durio zibethinus
Lineage: Eukaryota; Viridiplantae; Streptophyta; Magnoliopsida; Malvales; Malvaceae
Product: shaggy-related protein kinase alpha-like
Biological process (GO): cell differentiation; peptidyl-threonine phosphorylation; signal transduction
Cellular component (GO): cytoplasm; nucleus
Molecular function (GO): ATP binding; protein serine/threonine kinase activity
Source: RefSeq, a predicted model, not a curated record
GGGAACAGUUUGCUUCAAAACUUGAAAGAGAGAGAAAGCAGAAACUUGAAAGUGGGAAGCAUUGGGCCAAGGGGGGUUUGAACGGUCAAAAAGAAAGGCCUACUUGCUGUUGAAAAGCAAGAAAGAAUAAAGAAAAUCAAUAAUACAUAGAUCUCUGGGCUCAUCUGUUUACUGUGAAUUGUGACCUACACCUCCAACCAAUAAUAAAAAAAAAAAACACAGAGGAAGCUCUGAGCUGCAUCUCCUCGUCCUCAUUUUCCUUAAAAAAAUAAAAUCGAAAACGACACCAAUCUACGCCACUUCACAGUGAAAGAUCCAUUUUAAGAUCCGACUUCCAUGCCCGUUUUAUUCCUCUCAGGAUUCUGCGUCAGUUAACUUUUUUUUCCUUGGAUUUCUUGACCCGAUCGGUAAUUGAUUGAGUUGUUUUGCUGGUUUAAAGAGGUGAAUUUUCCACGUAGGAUCUGGGAGAUUCUCUUGUUUCUUUUACUUUAGUCCAAUGGCUUCUGUAAGUAUAGCGCCUACUUCAGGAUUAAGAGAACCUAGUGGAAAUACAGUCGGUGUUGAUAGAUUGCCUGAUGAAAUGAAUGAUAUGAAAAUCAGGGAUGACAAGGAGAUGGAAGCAACUGUAGUUGAUGGUAAUGGAACUGAGACUGGGCAUAUAAUCGUCACCACUGUUGGUGGUAAAAGCGGCCAGCCUAAGCAGACAAUAAGCUAUAUGGCUGAACGUGUUGUUGGGCAUGGAUCAUUUGGAGUAGUCUUCCAGGUUUUGUACCAAAUUAUCUGUGUGGUAUUUCAGGCUAAAUGUUUAGAGACAGGUGAAACUAUUGCUAUUAAGAAGGUUCUUCAAGACAAGAGAUACAAGAACCGUGAAUUGCAAACCAUGCGUCUUCUAGACCACCCCAAUGUUGUCUGUCUGAAGCAUUGUUUCUUUUCAACAACUGAAAAAGAUGAGCUCUAUCUUAACCUGGUGCUUGAGUAUGUUCCAGAGACUGUCCACCGGGUUAUCAAACAUUAUAAUAAGAUGAACCAAAGGAUGCCGCUGAUAUAUGUUAAACUCUAUGUUUACCAGAUUUGCAGAGCGCUUGCUUACAUUCAUAACAGUAUUGGUGUGUGCCACAGGGACAUAAAGCCUCAAAAUUUAUUGGUCAACCCGCACACCCACCAGCUAAAACUGUGUGACUUUGGAAGUGCAAAAGUUUUGGUAAAAGGGGAACCAAACAUAUCUUACAUAUGUUCUAGGUACUAUCGAGCACCUGAAUUGAUAUUUGGUGCAACCGAAUACACCACGGCCAUUGAUAUCUGGUCUGCUGGUUGUGUUUUGGCUGAACUAUUGCUUGGACAGCCUCUGUUUCCUGGUGAGAGUGGAGUAGACCAGCUUGUUGAAAUUAUUAAGGUUCUAGGUACCCCAACAAGAGAGGAAAUAAAGUGCAUGAAUCCUAACUACACAGAGUUCAAGUUUCCUCAAAUUAAAGCUCACCCAUGGCAUAAGAUAUUUCAAAAGCGUAUGCCUCCUGAAGCUGUGGAUCUUGUUUCACGACUAUUGCAGUAUUCUCCAAACCUUCGCAGCACAGCUAUUGAGGCUUUGAUUCAUCCAUUUUUUGACGAGCUACGUGAUCCAAACACCUGCCUACCUAAUGGACGUUUUCUUCCGCCAGUAUUCAACUUUAAGCCUCAUGAACUGAAGGGAGUGCCUGUGGAUAUGCUAGUAAAGCUGAUCCCCGAGCAUGCAAGAAAGCAAUGUGCGUUCCUUGGAUUAUGAGGCGGUUCUAUCUGCCUGAUGUCUGCUUCUUGCAGAAAUUGUGGUGUAUUGUAGAGAAGUAGCUAGUGGCCUGUUUCAGUUUAUAUCAUAUUGAAGCCGUUGUUAAUUGCUUUUUCACCCUCAAUGUCUAUUUGUUCUCUUUAUUAAUUUUUUUUACCAAUAUC